Molecule: messenger RNA, 1782 nt
Organism: Rhincodon typus (whale shark)
Lineage: Eukaryota; Metazoa; Chordata; Chondrichthyes; Orectolobiformes; Rhincodontidae
Product: calcium/calmodulin-dependent protein kinase type II subunit alpha-like
Exons: 16
Coding region: 1-1386 (461 amino acids)
Biological process (GO): protein phosphorylation
Cellular component (GO): cytoplasm; neuron projection
Molecular function (GO): calmodulin binding; calcium/calmodulin-dependent protein kinase activity; ATP binding
Source: RefSeq, a predicted model, not a curated record
AUGGACCUCCAGACAGUACAUCGAUCUUCAAAAAGAAGAAACGUACAGACAGAGAAAUGCAAAGUGGUAGAAAGGUUUAAGGCAAGAAUUCCAGCUUAUACGGCCCAGGCAGCUGAAGGCAUGGACACCGAUGUGAGACUGCAUGACAGUAUAGCUGAGGAAGGCCAUCACUACCUGAUCUUUGACUUAAUCACUGGUGGUGAGCUUUUUGAAGACAUUGUGGCUCGUGAAUACUAUAGUGAGGCUGAUGCCAGUCACUGCAUCCAACAGAUCCUGGAGGCUGUUCUACACUGUCACCAGAUGGGAAUUGUACAUCGGGAUCUCAAGCCUGAAAACCUGCUGCUCGCAUCCAAGUCUAAAGGAGCUGCUGUGAAACUUGCGGAUUUUGGUUUGGCUAUAGAAGUUGAAGGGGACCAACAGGCCUGGUUUGGUUUUGCCGGAACUCCUGGGUACCUCUCACCUGAAGUAUUAAGGAAGGAUCCCUAUGCUAAACCUGUGGAUCUGUGGGCUUGUGGUGUCAUUUUGUACAUUCUGCUGGUUGGUUACCCACCUUUCUGGGAUGAAGACCAACACAGACUAUACCAACAAAUCAAAGCUGGGGCUUAUGAUUUCCCGUCUCCAGAGUGGGACACCGUGACACCCGAAGCGAAAGACCUCAUCAACAAAAUGCUGACAAUCAACCCGGCGAAACGCAUCACUGCCGGAGAGGCCCUCAAACACCCUUGGAUCUCGCAUCGUGCUACAGUAGCCUCUUGUAUGCACAGGCAAGAGACAGUCGACUGUUUGAAGAAGUUCAAUGCAAGAAGGAAGCUCAAGCCAGUCAAUGAUUUUAUACGUGAGAAUUACGCUGUGCUCCAGUGUGCUGUGUGCAAAAUGCUCAGGGGUUUUACUGGUGGAAGGAGCUCAGGCAACAAGAAGACAGAUGGAGUUAAGGAGUCCUCGGAGAGCACAAACACUACUAUUGAAGAUGAAGAUACAAAAGUGCGUAAACAAGAGAUUAUCAAAGCUACAGAACAACUGAUUGAAGCCAUUAGCAACGGUGAUUUUGAGGCAUACACGAAGAUGUGUGACCCUGGGGUCACUGCAUUUGAACCCGAGGCACUGGGAAACCUGGUGGAGGGACUCGAUUUUCACAGAUUCUACUUUGAGAAUUUGUGGUCCAAGAACAACAAGCCAGUGCACACCACCAUUCUGAACCCACACAUCCACCUGAUUGGGGAAGAAGCUGCCUGCAUUGCCUACAUCCGCAUCACACAGUACAUAGAUAGCAGCGGGAUCCCACGCACCGCCCAAUCCGAGGAGACACGGAUCUGGCACCGACGUGAUGGAAAAUGGCAAAUCGUCCACUUCCACCGAUCGGGAUCUCCGUCCGCUCUGGCCAACUGAAACUCCUUCUCUCCAGUCUCCUGCUGCUAUCCCUGACUGACUUGCACGCAAGGACAAUAUCUCCUGUGUAACCUCACUGCUGAACUCAUGUCUCCCCCCCACCGGAGAGAGAGAGAGGUGGAAUGCUUGGCGGAAUCACUGCUGGGUUGAGUAAUCGGUUCCUCCGCUCACAACCCCCCGUGUUUGCAGGGAGAGUGAUGAAUUUCAUAACCGAUCAUCCUUUUUGUAUCCUAAGAGGCAAUAUCUGUCGUUCUGGCAUGUUUACAGUGAUAUCUAUGAUUCCAAUCAAUUUACGGUGUAGUUGUAUUUUAAAUUUGUGAUAGUUAAGUGAUGACUUUAUAACUUGGCUGCGAUGCAUGUUUUUUACUGUAUUGCCGGGCGCAAAAAAAAUAUUAA